Punica granatum (pomegranate) is the source of this 3588-nucleotide messenger RNA. The record is from RefSeq and is a predicted model, not a curated record. Lineage: Eukaryota; Viridiplantae; Streptophyta; Magnoliopsida; Myrtales; Lythraceae.
UUCAUCACGUUUAUCUUAUUUGCUUCGCGCACUCUCCAAUCUUCAUCACCGUCGUCAUCAUUCACUAAUAAUAAGUUGGUGCAUACUGACACUGCAACCUUCCAUCUCCGCUUUUUCUUCUGCUGACGAAAUCGAGCAAAUCCUCUUUUCUUCCUGCUGAUAAAUUUUUCGGACCCCAUCGACCAGUAAUAACCGUGAUCUGCAUCAGAGCGUCUCGGAGCCCCCUUCUUUUCACCGCAGAAACAGAGGUUGAUCUACUGUAAGUGAAUCAGUGUUGCAGAAGAAGGCCUAGACAAUGCUCGGGAAUGGAGUUGUUGGGAUCCUCGCUGAAUGCUCGAAUAAGUGGGAGAGGAGAGUGCCCCUGACUCCCUCACACUGUGCUCGGCUUCUACUUGGUGGAAAGGACCGGACUGGAGUUUCUCGAAUUAUUGUGCAACCAUCGACUAAGAGAAUCCAUCACGAUGCACUCUAUGAGGACGUUGGUUGUGAAAUAUCAGAGGACUUGUCCGAGUGUGGCCUUAUAGUGGGCAUUAAGCAACCCAAGUUGGAGAUGAUCCUUCCUGAUAGAGCUUUUGCAUUCUUCUCACACACACACAAGGCACAGAAAGAAAACAUGCCCUUGUUAGAUAAGGUAUUAGCUGAGAGAGCUUCUUUGUAUGAUUACGAGCUUAUCAUUGGGGACCACGGAAAGAGGUUGCUCGCAUUUGGGAACUAUGCUGGAAGAGCAGGACUAAUCGACUUCUUAAGUGGACUAGGACAGCGGUAUCUGAAUUUGGGAUACUCAACGCCUUUUCUCUCCCUCGGCACAUCUUACAUGUAUCCUUCACUGGCUGCUGCUAAGGCUGCGGUCAUUUCUGUUGGUGAAGAAAUUGCAACUCAGGGACUUCCAUUGGGUAUCUGUCCCCUUGUUUUCGUAUUCACAGGCUCAGGAAAUGUUUCCGCUGGUGCGCAGGAGAUAUUUAAGCUCCUUCCUCACACUUUUGUGGAUCCAAGCGAGCUUCCCGAACUCUUUGAGACGGCCAAAGAUCUUUCACGAUCUGAGAGGAGAUCUAAACGAGCAUUCCAAGUGUACGGUUGCGUUGUGACUUGUCAAGACAUGGUUAGGCACAAAGACCCCACGAAAGUGUUUGACAAAGCAGACUACUAUGCACAUCCAGAACACUAUACCCCAAUUUUUCAUGAGAAAGUAGCGUCCUAUGCAUCCGUUAUCGUCAAUUGCAUGUAUUGGGAGAAAAGAUUCCCCCGGUUAUUGAGUACCGAACAGCUUCGUGAUCUCAUGACAAAAGGAUGCCCGCUCGUGGGCAUCUCUGAUAUAACGUGUGAUAUUGGAGGCUCGAUAGAAUUUAUUAACAGAACCACGUAUAUAGAAUCACCCUUCUUUAGAUACGACGUUUCAAAUGAUUCUUAUCAUUCUGAUAUGGAAGGAAACGGCUUGCUUUGUUCAGCUGUGGACAUUCUUCCGACAGAGUUUGCGAAGGAGGCUUCACGACAUUUCGGCAAUAUACUAUCCGAAUUCAUUGGAAAAUUAGCUUCUACGGUUGACAUUGCCAAACUACCUGACCACUUGAGGAGAGCUUGCAUAGCCCAUGGUGGGGCCCUAACUCCUCUUAACGAAUACAUCCCACGAAUGCGAGAGUCUGAUACGGAGGAAAUGCCUGUAAGUGUUCCUGCAAACAAGAAAAGGCAUACCAAACUGGUUUCUCUGAGCGGACACUUGUUCGACAAGUUCUUGAUAAACGAGGCCCUAAAUAUCAUCGAAGCUGCAGGCAGCUCCUUUCACUUGGUCAAGUGUCAAGUGGGUCAGAAUACUGAUGCUUUAUCAUAUUCAGAACUUGAAGUAGGUGCAGACGAUCCAGCGGUUCUCGAUCAGAUCAUCGAUUCCUUAAACUCUCUGGCCAAUCAGGGUGAAAGUGACAAGGUGGAUAUGAACAGAACUUCACUAGUAGUAGGAAAAGUCGACAGCAGUGGCGUUAUGAAUGAAGACAGUGCAAAAAAGAAGACUUCGGUCCUUAUUUUAGGUGCUGGCCGAGUCUGCCAGCCUGCUGUCCAGCUUUUGGUGUCGGGUUCCUGCCGAGGUUUUGACUCAGAUCGUGAAGAAGAAAAUGAGAUUCAAGUUAUUGUUGGAUCUCUCUUUCUCAAGGAGGCUGAAGAGAUUGUAGAAGGAAGCCCAAAUGCAACCGCGGUUCAGCUAGACGUGAAGGACCAUGCAAGUCUUUAUGAGUGGGUUUCUCAGGUGGAGGUUGUCAUCAGUUUAUUACCCGCAAUGUUCCAUGCUAAUGUUGCUAGUGUAUGCAUUGAGCUCAAAAAGCAUCUUGUGACUGCUAGCUAUGUUGACGAGAAUAUGUCACAGCUCAAUGACAUUGCAAAGGAAGCAGGGAUUACAAUUCUUGGAGAAAUGGGCUUGGACCCCGGCAUAGAUCAUAUGAUGGCAAUGAAGAUGAUCGAUGAAGCACACCAACGGAAGGGGACAAUCAGAUCGUUUGCCUCCUACUGUGGAGGCCUCCCUUCCCCUGCAGCUGCAAAUAAUCCACUGGCAUACAAAUUCAGCUGGAAUCCUGCUGGAGCCAUACGAGCUGGGCGCAAUCCCGCCAUUUACAAAGCAAAAAAUGAAAUCAAAUAUAUUGAUGGGAAACAACUGUAUGAUUCCGCCUCAAAAUUUCGCAUAUCAGAGCUCCCUGCAUUUGCUCUUGAGUGCAUCCCGAAUCGCAACUCUUUAAUCUACGGAGAUCUGUAUUGCAUCAGUCAUGAAGCAGCAACAGUCUUCCGUGGAACACUCCGCUACGAAGGUUUCAGUGAAAUAAUGGGGGCCCUCGCAAGAGCAGGAUUUUUUGAUAGUGAAGCUCAGUCAAUUCUGACGAAUGGCCAGAGACCUACAUUCAGAAGAUUCUUGCUCGAGCUUCUGAAAAUCAAAUACGAGGAUCCGUAUGAGGCUCCACUAACUGAGAAAGGCAUCGCGGAGCAGCUUGUACGACUUGGACAUUGCGAAGGGAAUAGAACUACUGCCCUCAGGACCGCCAAAACUAUCAUUUUCUUGGGGCUUCACGAAAGAGCGGAAAUCCCUCCUACUUGUCAAACUCCUUUCGAUGUCACCUGUCAUCUCAUGGAAGAAAAACUAGCCUAUGCAAGCACAGAACAGGAUAUGGUGCUCUUACAUCACGAAGUGGAGGUCGAGUACCCAGAAACCCAACUCAGCGAAACGCACAAGGCGACAUUAUUAGAGUUUGGUAAGAUCGAAAAUGGGAAAAUGACCACUGCAAUGGCUCUAACAGUUGGAAUCCCUGCAGCCAUCGGAGCUCUGCUUUUACUCCAAGACAAGAUCAAGAUGAGAGGCGUCCUAAGACCUAUCCACCCCGAAGUGUACCUGCCAGCUUUGGAAAUCCUCCAGGCAUAUGGUUUCAAGAUUAUUGAGAAGAUUGAAUAGUCUCAGAAAAAAUGGGAUUUCCAUCUGAUGUAAACAUAUAUAUUGUAUAAAUACAUUUGUAUAUAUGUCUCAGUUUAAAAACUUGUAGACGAAUAAAAUUUUAGAUCAAUAUGUCAGUAAUCAAUAUGAGAAAAAAUUCAGUGGAAAUAAGGACUUUAUAUUGGUAA